AUGGCGUCGCCUCUUGUACUGCUCCCGGGUGAUGAAGUGCCCACCCGUCAUUUGCCAAGCAACAAGUCGAAUCCUCUCAAAUUAGGCCCAGGCCUUCGACUUCUGUCACAACCAUCGUCAACUUCUCAAAACACUCAAAGCCAACAUGUCUUGGCAGCGACCCAAGCUGGCAUUCUGACCACUGAUGUCAAGCGCAACACUGUCUCGCUUCUUUCGUUCCCCAAUCGCCGAUACAUCCCCACUGUCAACGACCUCAUCAUCGCGCAAAUCCACCACUCCAGCGUUGACUACUUUCACUGCAUGGUGACCCCUCAUACGGCACACGCUCUUUUGGGUCAGCUCUCAUUUGAGGGUGCUUCGAAGAAAACAAGGCCCAUGCUCAGGCAAGGCGACCUUGUUUAUGCCCGUGUUUUGUCUAUUGGACUCGGUGCGGGUGCAGAAGUCGAGCUCACUUGUGUCAACCCAGCCACUGGCAAAUCGGAGCCUGGUGGGCUGGGUCCACUGAAUGGCGGCAUGGUCUUCGAUGUGUCCACGGGUAUGGCUGCUCGCCUACUCCGAGCAAGCUCCUCAUCGUCUGAACAGAGUGAGUCAAUUGACGGACUCGUGGUUCUCUCUGAGCUGGGAAAGAAGCUUGAAAGCCUUGGAGGAUUCGAGAUUGCUGUCGGCCGCAAUGGCAAAGUCUGGAUCGACUGCUCGAAUGCUGGAGAAAGCGCAGUUAAAGCCACGAUUGCGAUUGGGCGCUGCCUGCAAACCGUGGAUGAGAAAGGUCUUGGUCCUACUGAUCAGAAGAAGUUUGUCACGAGAAUCUUGCGCGAGAUGAAGCUUGUAUCAUGA
Molecule: messenger RNA, 834 nt
Organism: Penicillium diatomitis
Lineage: Eukaryota; Fungi; Ascomycota; Eurotiomycetes; Eurotiales; Aspergillaceae
Product: exosome non-catalytic core subunit RRP40
Exons: 1
Coding region: 1-834 (277 amino acids)
Biological process (GO): U4 snRNA 3'-end processing; nuclear polyadenylation-dependent rRNA catabolic process; poly(A)-dependent snoRNA 3'-end processing
Cellular component (GO): nuclear exosome (RNase complex); cytoplasmic exosome (RNase complex)
Molecular function (GO): RNA binding
Source: RefSeq, a predicted model, not a curated record